Oryza sativa Japonica Group (Japanese rice) is the source of this 2554-nucleotide messenger RNA. RefSeq names its product sulfate transporter 1.2. Gene Ontology annotation, molecular function: secondary active sulfate transmembrane transporter activity. The record is from RefSeq and is a predicted model, not a curated record. Gene Ontology annotation, biological process: transmembrane transport. Gene Ontology annotation, cellular component: plasma membrane. Lineage: Eukaryota; Viridiplantae; Streptophyta; Magnoliopsida; Poales; Poaceae.
GACCGACUCUUGUGUGUUCGUGCUCGUGCGUGCGUAUAAUUGGGGGUGGAGCAGAAUCCGCCAUUGCUGCCGCUCGCUCUGCUUCUUCUUCUUCUUCCUCCUCCAACUCCUCCUCCGUUGGGACGGCGACGAGUUGAGUUUGAUUCUUUGAUUGAUUUCUCUUCUGAUUUUCCUCGGUAGCGAAGGGGGAGGAUGUGGCGCUCUGCCUUCUGCGAUUGAAGCUCGAUUCGCCAUUGCCGGCUACCUGGGGAACGGGAACCCGGACAGGGCGGCGCCUGGACGACCGAUCAGUUAAAAGUUAAUUCAGUAAUCAGAUAUGGUUCAUCAGCAUGAUGAGUCAACAGCAAAUGAAGUCAGCACCACCACACAGCUUCCCUCCUAUGGAUCAUCUGAAGAACCGCGUGUGUACAAGGUCAGGUGUCCUCCUCAAAAGAACUUUGCGAGAGAGUUUAGAGACACAUUGAGAGAGACUUUCUUCCAUGACAACCCAUUACGCCAGUACAAGGACCAAUCUGGAUCGGCAAAGUUCAUGAUGGCGCUGCAGUUCCUGUUCCCAAUCUUUGAGUGGGGCAGGUGCUACAACUUAAGAAAGUUCAAAGGUGAUUUAAUUGCUGGAUUGACCAUUGCAAGUCUCUGCAUUCCCCAGGAUAUCGGGUAUUCGAAGCUUGCUAACUUGGAUGCACAAUAUGGACUAUACUCCAGCUUUGUUCCCCCAUUGAUAUAUGCUGCAAUGGGCAGCUCAAAGGAUAUUGCAAUCGGUCCGGUUGCAGUGGUUUCGCUUUUAAUAGGUUCACUUUUACAGAAUGAAGUCGACCCUGUCAAAAACAAGGAGGAAUAUCUGCGCCUUGCUUUCACGGCUACCUUCUUUGCUGGUAUCACUCAAGCAGCCCUAGGAUUUUUAAGGCUAGGAUUCCUCAUCGAGUUCUUGUCACAUGCUGCAAUUGUUGGGUUUAUGGGAGGAGCAGCCAUUACUAUUGCCCUUCAGCAGCUAAAAUAUGUGUUGGGCAUCAAGAGCUUUACAAAGAAAACCGAUAUAAUUUCUGUUAUGCGCUCUGUUUGGACUUCAGCUCAUCACGGGUGGAAUUGGCAAACUAUUGUGAUUGGCAUAACUUUCCUUGCAUUCCUUCUGCUUGCCAAGUACAUUGGAAAGAAGAAUAGGAAGUUCUUCUGGGUGCCAGCUAUUGCUCCUAUAACUUCAGUUAUUUUGGCAACCCUUUUUGUGUUCAUUACUCGUGCUGACAAGCAAGGUGUUCAGAUUGUUAACCACAUCAAAAAGGGCAUAAACCCAUCAUCAGUCCACAAAAUUUAUUUCACUGGUCCAUUUGUUGCAAAAGGUUUCAAGAUCGGUGUCAUUUCCGCCAUGAUCGGUUUAACGGAAGCUGUGGCAAUUGGGAGGACGUUUGCUGCUCUGAAGGACUAUCAAUUAGAUGGAAACAAGGAGAUGGUAGCACUUGGAACUAUGAACAUAGCAGGGUCAAUGACAUCUUGUUAUAUUGCAACAGGUUCUUUCUCUCGUUCCGCAGUCAAUUUCAUGGCUGGCUGCCAAACACCAGUGUCCAAUAUCAUUAUGUCAGCAGUUGUGCUCCUGACCUUGUUGGUCAUCACACCACUCUUCAAGUACACACCAAAUGCGAUCCUCGGGUCGAUAAUCAUUUCUGCGGUGAUCGGCCUUGUGGACUACGAAGCAGUAAUUCUCAUUUGGAAAGUUGACAAAAUGGAUUUCAUUUCUUGCAUGGGAGCAUUCUUUGGUGUGGUCUUCGCAUCUGUUGAGAUAGGUCUUUUAAUAGCUGUAUCGAUUUCAUUUGCUAAAAUUCUUCUUCAAGUAACAAGGCCAAGGACUGUACUUCUGGGAAACCUUCCAGGCACCACAAUAUACAGGAACACUGAUCAGUAUCCAGAAGCAAGACAUAUUCCUGGGGUUGUAAUAGUGAGGGUUGAUUCUGCUAUCUACUUCUCCAACUCAAACUAUGUCCGGGAGAGAACUCUUAGGUGGUUGACGGAGGAAGAAGAGAAAGCCAAAGCAGAGGGACAGUCUAAAAUCAAUUUCUUGAUCAUAGAGAUGUCCCCGGUCAUAGAUAUCGAUACAAGUGGCAUCCAUGCUCUAGAAGAUCUAUACAAGAAUCUUAAGAAGAGAGACAUUCAGCUCAUCCUAGCAAAUCCUGGAUCCAUCGUCAUGGAAAAGCUCUUGUCAUCCAAGCUCAACGAGCACAUAGGGAGUAACAAUAUUUUCCUCACGGUUGCUGACGCUGUGCGUUUCUGCACAAGAAAGUCGAUGCAAGAACCAUGAAGAAAAAUAGAUGAGAGAUAAAGAGAGAGAUGAUGAACAAUAUUAUAUAGCAUAUGCGUAUCAUCUACUUAUGAUAUAGAGGAAUAGAUCCAUAGUCAAAUCAGCUGGUUCAGUGAAAUACUGGUGAUAGCAUAUACAAUUGGAAAUAGUUGUAUGGUGAAUAGGGUUGCUAUAAACCAAAAUGUCAUGACAGACAAAUGGAAGGAAACUGAUAAUAAUAGGUUAAGGCAAUCCUUCCUACCCUGAAUUAAUUCCUCUAUUAAUUCC